Rhizoctonia solani is the source of this 3138-nucleotide messenger RNA. Its product is annotated as major facilitator superfamily transporter. NCBI's taxonomy places the organism in Eukaryota, Fungi, Basidiomycota, Agaricomycetes, Cantharellales, Ceratobasidiaceae. The coding region runs from base 1 to 3138 and encodes 1045 amino acids. The record is from RefSeq and is a predicted model, not a curated record. Gene Ontology annotation, biological process: transmembrane transport. Gene Ontology annotation, molecular function: transmembrane transporter activity. Gene Ontology annotation, cellular component: membrane. The transcript is spliced from 19 exons.
AUGAAGGACUCGUCCAGUGAAAAGGUGGAUGUCGAGCGAUACGUCGAUUCGGCAUCUAUCGACGGCCCAGCGCACAACAAAGCAGACGAACGCCGAUUGGUAUGGAAGAUUGAUUUAAAGAUUCUACCCGCGUCGAUCGUUAUCUAUCUGCUGUGCUUUUUGGAUCGAUCAAAUAUUGGAAAUGCUCGAUUACUCAACGACGCAACGGGACACUCCUUGAUGAAGACGCUUGGUCUGACGAACUAUCAGUACCUGAUCGCCUUGCAGACAUUUCUCAUCGCAUACACGGUCUUUGAGACACCUUCAAACUACUUCUUAAAGGUCUUUCGUCCUUCUCGUUGGAUUGCAUUGUUAAUGUUUUUAUGGGGCUCUAUGACGAUGAUCCUGGGUGCUGUACAGAAUUAUGCUGGACUGACGGUUGUGCGAUUCCUUUUGGGUGCUGCAGAAGCAGGGUUGUUUCCGGGCCUUAUCUACUUGUUUACUUUUUGGUACCGCCCGGAAGAGCGUAGUCUCCGUAUAGCUUUGGUUUGGGCAUCAGCUACUUUAGCAGGCGCAUUUGGAGGAGCGAUCGCAUAUGGAGUAGGGCAUAUGAACAUGGUCCGAGGAAUCGAGGGAUGGAGAUGGCUGUUCAUCCUCGAAGGGAUUCCGAGUGUUGCUUCCUCGUUGUUUGUGUUUCUUUUCUUUCCAGACUUUCCGGAGACGGUCACUUGGCUGUCGGAAGAGGAACGAGCGCUUGCAGUUGGUCGUCUCAAAGGACUUGCCUCCACCCAGGGCUCACAUUUCACCUGGGCUGAGGCCAAAGAAACGCUCAAAGAUUGGCGCUUAUACGGACAUUACAUUGGGUACCUUUGCACGGCAAUUCCGCUGAGCUCGCUGUCUCUAUUUCUCCCGACCAUUGUUUCCGGGCUCGGCUACUCGGGCCUUGAGGCGCAACUUUUUACAGUCCCACCGUACGCCUGUGCUUACGUUGUUACAUUGGUAUGCGCAUGGUUCGGAGACCGACACAAUAUACGUAGUUUGGUAUCCACUUGCUGCAUGUUUGUCGCCAGCAUUUCUUUCCUCGUGGAAGCGCUUUUGCCAGCUACAGCGUUCAAAGCUCGUUACGGCGUACUAUGUCUCGCUACAGCAAGUUCGUUUGCCUGCGUUGCGCCCUCAUUAGGAUGGCUAUCAUCUAAUCUGCGUACAACUGGAGCCGCCGGACUGGCGCUCGGCUUGGCAUUAUCGUUUGCCGGUCCAGGUCAAAUUAUCGGCGUGUGGAUAUACAAAUCAAACGAAAGUCCUCGUUAUUUCACAGGUGAGUCAUCUUUCAGGGUUCCAUUACCCGGCACGGAUAUUAAAGUCGACAAAAAGGACAUAUGGGUUGCGUACGUUAUACGCUUGGAGGAACAAAAAGUUACCCGAGGGAAGUCGACUGUGGGUGUUGUAAUCGGUAGUCUCGCGGCAUAUCUCGUUGUCUUCUUAAAAUAUAUUGCGCAAUACAAACGCGGAUUUGUCUCAUUCUAUUGCUCGAAAUUCGCCUUUUCGGAGGCUCGGCGAUCUAUUUGUGAACUGGACAUUUCCCUCCCCACUCCCCCGCCACCACCUGUAACCUGUAUGGCUGUACUUGCUGCGCCAUCUUCUGUCGAACACUUUGUUCAGGGACAUCAUGACAUCACCAGGCUAAAAACUGGGCUUCCAACACACAGUUCUGCUAUAUAUUCACCUCGUACCACCAUGGGAGGAUUCAACGAUACUUGUUCUCAAGCGUCAGGUCGUUCUACACCUAGUCAACGUUCCAGCGUAACACACUGCUCGCCAAAAGAACAAGUUUCCCAUUGCCUGGGGCAGUAUCAGACUCUCGCGCGCAAGGGCCUGGACUUGGACUCUGCUAAGGAGGCCCUGUUCUGGUGUUGUCUUGGCCUUGGCACUGUCGCUUGUUCCCAGCUAUCGUCCACCCAGCACUCCCCCUUGUCAGCUCAAUCCCGCUCUGGCUCCACACACUCGCUAGACACCAUAUCCGACUCGGGAUUUGCGCCUUCUUUCGAGACCAGAGGGCGUCAUUGCCUAUCACUAGACGAUCCCGAUCUGGAGAACUCAAUUACAAACCUCGUGGGUGGCAUUGCAGGUAUAUUUGUUUCGGGUCUGCUAAGUUCUACCAGCGCGCCAUAUGAUUUGUCGUUGCCUGACGUCGGCCAAGACUUUGUGACUGUUCUGUCCCGCUUCGGCCUUGCUCAAAGCCAACUAGUCGAAAACAUCCUUCCGUUCAUUACUAAGGUCUCAGCACAGCUCUUAUCCAUAUUACAAAGUGACUAUGAUACCUCUAGCUCUACGCCUGACAGAGCCUUCCCGAUCUCUCAUCAUCAGCGCCCCAUAUCAAGGUGGAGGAGCUCUUGGUUUUACUCCCUUUCCGAAAUACGACACACCUUCCAUAUCUCCCAUAUCUCCCAUAGCGCCUCAUAUUGCCGCUCGGUUCCAGCGCCAGACACGAUCCGAGCCGCUUCUCUGAUGUCUCAUUCAUCCUUGCGUUCGUUCUCCUCUGUUCGCUCUCUGGGCGCCCUUUCUCCGAAAUCACCUGCUACUUUGUCUUUAUCCCGUGAUUUCCGGGCUGGAGAGAGCCCGACACCGUCUGGCUCUUUUAUUACGGGAUCUUCGGGAUCCGCCUGGGGGACUCUAGACUCGCUUGCUGAAGAUCUGCAAGUUCGUUCACGGCGGAGAGAGCCACUUUUACCCGAAAAUAGAUAUUCUGCGACUGCGCCCAGUUCUCCACAAAGAGCAACGCUAUCUCGCACGACAUCCAGCUCGACUGAUGGAAAGGGGAAAGGGAAGGAAAACACAGGACAACUGCCCCGAGAAGGUUUACGGCCUGGAACGGCCAACCUUAGCGUUCGGACAGGGACCCGGUUUGCUGUGACUUCUCCGCCUACACCGAGUGGAUUGGGUCGUAGCAAACUCCCGCUGCCAAAAAUGGAUCCUGUAUUAGCUGCAUUGGAGAGAGGCUCAAAGCUGAAGAGCAAGUCGAUGUGUCUGAAUUGUGGGAAAAAGGGAGAUAACUACCCAUGUUGUCCCCGAUGCAGCGAAGCCUGGUGCUCGCGAGAGUGCAGAGUGGAAGCUAACAAUGGGGGGAAACAUGUAUGCAAACGAUCUGCGACGCUCGCCUAA